AAACAACAACAACGGUUUCUCAAUAUGUUGCGGAAUUUUCACGCUAAUAAUAUAACGUGUGUGCUGAAUUUUCACGCUAAUACGGUUACUAUAUAAACAAGAAAUCACGCUCGAUUCAUUUCAAUUCAUGCCCACUGAGAUUGCAUUUGCUUGAUCAGAAGAAUCAAGGCAAAAGUUUCAUUAGGGAGUAAUAAACUAGCUACAAAAAUGGUGGCAUUUGGUUCACAAACUUCCAUGUCUAAUGGUACUUCUUCCACUGGUGUAUUUCGUGCACCACAAGCCUCUUAUCCCUGCCCUUCAACUCCGGGAUUCGGUUGUUGUUCGCCAUCAUCACCAAUUGGUAGAUCAUCCUUAUAUGGUCAGAAGACUGGUUUUGGACGUUUUGCCUCAACUGAUACUCAAACAAGUCUAUUUGGAGGUGCCACUCAACCAUCACAACCAGCUUUUGGAAGCAGUUCCUCAACACCUUUUGGUGCAUCAACUGGCACACCUGCAUUUGGAGCAACGAGCACCCCCGCUUUUGGUGUAACUAGCACCCCUGCAUUUGGGUCAACCUCAAGCCCAACUUUUGGUAACAAUGGGAAUGCAUUUGGUGUGCCAAGUGCUCCUGUGUUCGGAGGUGGGGGAGCAUUUAGGGCGUCAAGUAACCCUCUGCUUACAUCUGCAUUUUACAUCCCUCCGUUUGGUUGUUCAAGUACGUCUGCAUUUAGCACUUCAAGAAGUACUCCAUUUGGGGUCUCUAUAGCUAGUACUCCUGCUUGUGGUGCUUCUAGUACCCCUGCCUGUGGUGCUUGUAGUACCCCUGCUAAUGGUGCUUCUAGUACCCCUUCUUUUAGUUUUGGCCCCACAAAAGCUUUUGGUCAGUCUAGUUCUACAUUUGGUAGUAGCAGCCCAUUUGGGAGUACAACCUCACCCUUUGGAGGUCAGAGUUCUGCAUUUGGAUCUCCAGCUCCAACUCCGGCUUUUGGAAGUACUGGUUUUGGACACCAACCGGGUGGAAGUGGAGUAGCUAGUUACUCAGCAACAACUGAAGCAGAUUCUGGAACCUUCGGACAAACCGCAAAAUUCGAGUCCAUAUCAGCCAUGCCUGUUUACAAAGAUAAAAGCCUAGAGGAGCUAAGAUGGGAGGACUAUCAAUUGGGAGAUAAAGGUGGACCACUACCCUCUGCUCACUCAACUGGUAUGGCAGCCUUUAGUUCAUCUACAAUACAAACAAGCCCCUUUUCUCCUUCACAAGUGUUUGGUCAAACAUCAACCAAUCCUAGUUCUAACCCAUUUGCUCAGCGGCCACAGAAUUCUCUUUUUUCUACUCCAACAUCUGGUGGAACUUCAGCUGCUCAUUUCUUCAAACCAUCAGACCCAAUUUUUUUUGGCUAUCCUCAGCCAUCCUUUAUCCCUGCAGCCCCUACAAAUGCACAGCCAACUUCUACUUUUGGACAGAAUACCCCCUUUGGGCAGACUGCAUCUUUUGGUCAAUCAAACUUGUUCAACUCACCAGUGUCAGGGCUUGCUGGAAAUAUUUUUUCAACCAGUCCGUCACUCACUUCUACAGCGCAACCCAUCUCAACACCUUUCCAAUUCCAACCUCCACAAGUUGCUCCUUCAAGUGGUACAUUUGGCUUUAGCAACUUUGGCCAGACACAACCUGUAUUUGGUGGAAGUUGCUGCAAUUGCACACGAGGAAUGUUUGGCCAGAAUAAUGGUGGCACUCCAGGAAUGUUUGGUCAGAAUAAUGGUGGCACUCCAGGAAUGUUUGCUCAGAAUAAUGGUGGCACUCCAGGAAUGUUUGCUCAGAAUAAUUUUGCAUUUCCGUCUUCUCGCCAGAGUUCUAUGGUUGCACAACCAGCACCUGCUACAGAUCCAUUGGCAGCACUUCGUGCUUUGCAAGCUUCUUUUGCUGAUCUUUCUAUUUUUUGUGUUGUUCGUUUGUAGCAUUUUUCUUCUUGACAUCAACUCCUUCAGCAUAUUGCUUUGUGCAAAGUCCAAUUGAGAAUAUACUUUUGUCCGUUUCUUUUUAUUGCUUUUAGUUUUUGGACAAACUUUUUAUUGCUUUGUGGGUAGUCCAAGUUUUGAUUAAUUCACACCUUACUUUCUCUUCAA
Messenger RNA from Lotus japonicus, 2100 nucleotides. RefSeq names its product nuclear pore complex protein NUP98A-like. The coding region runs from base 208 to 1932 and encodes 574 amino acids. Gene Ontology annotation, biological process: RNA export from nucleus; post-transcriptional tethering of RNA polymerase II gene DNA at nuclear periphery; protein import into nucleus. NCBI's taxonomy places the organism in Eukaryota, Viridiplantae, Streptophyta, Magnoliopsida, Fabales, Fabaceae. Gene Ontology annotation, molecular function: structural constituent of nuclear pore. The record is from RefSeq and is a predicted model, not a curated record. Gene Ontology annotation, cellular component: nuclear pore cytoplasmic filaments; nuclear pore. The transcript is spliced from 8 exons.